CGUUUUACAAAGAGGAAGUUACGGGGCGUUCAGUUCGGCUGUUCCUGGCUAACUUGCUAAAAAGUAAACAAGUCUGUUUGAUGACAUGAGAAAAACAACUUCGAACUUUGCAGGUUUUCAGCGAUGAAGGAAGACAAAGAAAACACUCGACCGAAAGAGAAAAGAGUGGAGAUAAAAUGUGAAGACGGGGAGAAGACGGAGAGGCCUAAGGAAAAGGAGGCCUUGACAAAGAAGAUCGUAAUAAGACGAUUACCACCRAGUCUGAGUAAAGAGGAGUUAGAGGAGCAGCUGCAGCCUCUUCCAGAGGUGGACUACUUAGAGUUUUUCUCCAACGACACCAGCCUCUACCCCCAUCUCUUUGCAAGGGCCUACAUCAGUUUUAAAAAUCAGGACGACAUAGUUCUUUUCAGAGAUCGAUUCGAUGGAUAUGUGUUUAUAGACCACAGAGGACAGGAGUACCCUGCCAUCGUGGAGUUUGCACCUUUUCAGAAAAUCGCCAAAAAAAGAAGCAAGAAAGACUCAAAAUGUGGAACAAUUACAGAAGAUCCUGAUUAUAAGAAGUUUCUUGACUAUUACAACGGUGAUGAAGAGAAGUUGACGUCCACAACCGAAACUCUGUUAGARGAGCUUGAGGCAAGGUCAAAGGAACUUGAAGCUAAGAAGACAACUCCUCUGCUGGACUUCCUCAAAAAUAAACAGAGAAUUAGGGARGAAAGGAAAGAAGAGAGGAGGAGGAGGGAGCUUGAGCGCAAGCGUCUGCGUGACGAAGAGCGUCGCAAGUGGAGAGAGGAGGAGAGGARGAAACGAAAAGAGGCAGACAAGAUGAAAAGACUGGAGAAGCCCACAGAGAAAGACAAGGACCACGUUAAGGAAGAACCAAAAAUUAAGCUCCUAAAGAAGCCAGACAGAUCUGAUAAUGCAGAGUCUGAAAAGCCCAAGGAGAAGGCCAAGAAACCAGAGAAGCCACUAAAAGAGGACAGAUCGUUGGGAGGCAGCGAUCAAAAAAGGAGACAGAACUUUGAAAACAAGGAGGACCGAGAGAAGAAGUGGGAGGAAAAAGGCCGGAAGGAGUUCAGGGAACGAGACGCAGAUCGAGACCGAGAGAGGGACAAGGACCGGCGGCAGAGAGACAGGGAGCGUGCCAGACGCCAGGACGAGGAAAGGCGGAGGAGGAGGGAACAGCAGGAUGGAGAGAACACCUUCAAGAAGCGAGAAGAGGAGGUUAAAAAGGAAAAAGCCUCGGAGAAGAGGAGGAGUGAAAACGUGCCCAGCUCCCACUCGGAGAAGACGGAGAAACCUGCCAAAGAUAAUAAAAAGGAGGAGAGUAGCAAAAGAGAGCGCCUACGGAAUAAGGACCGACCUGCCAUUCAGCUGUACCAGCCGGGGGCCAGGAACCGCAACCGUUCUUCGACAGGAGGAGAAUCCAACUCUGUCGACAGGAAACCAGAUGCUGAGAGCAAGAAAGUGUCUGAAAAAGGAGAAGACUGAGCCAAUUUCUACGGUUGCCAUUUUUUAAAUUUGAUGUGGCGACAGACCUGUGAGGUGUAGAGCAACAUUUGCGGGAUCUCACAGCCACGUGCACGGCUGGCGAGUCACUCUGCACCCAGCUGUCCCAGUCUCAAGAGGUAGAGGUUUGAUAGUUGAGCUUACCGCCUGAAUGUGACCCUCUGUAAUUGUAGUUUGGCUGUAGGGCGCAGUAGAUAAAACCAAAGGGUUCUGAGGACCACAGAAAGUCAAAGUGACCUUACUUCAGUGUUGCUGCAAUGAUGGAAAACUAUCUCACACCAUGUGAACAUCGACAAGAAAGUCUGAAAAUAAAUGGUUACCGUCACUAAUUACACUUUCAUUUUAUUUUCAGCUUCAAAUGAAUUUAUGAAAAUAAGUGAGAAAUGUCUCAUAAUCUGUCACUCCAAGUAUAUGUAAACCAAUCACUGAAUGUUUUAAUCUGCUCACACCAUGUCUGCGAGUCUGAACUGCUUAUUCAUAUGCAACAAUAAAGGAGAAAUAGCCRUUUCUGACUAUAUACUGCCAGGUGACAUCUAAUCUUGCAUGUAAACAAGAGAAAUAAUCAGAGUGAUCAACAUGUGGCCUUUCCCCUUUUUCUAACAUUAAAUUCUGAAACGAAUACAGCAUGGACAUGUAUUAUUGCUGAUGGGACURACAAAUAGACAUGUUUUGAUGAAAAUAAAAGGCGUUCCCUAAAAGA
Messenger RNA from Austrofundulus limnaeus, 2206 nucleotides. RefSeq names its product UPF3B regulator of nonsense mediated mRNA decay (gene upf3b). The record is from RefSeq and is a predicted model, not a curated record. Gene Ontology annotation, molecular function: mRNA binding. Gene Ontology annotation, biological process: nuclear-transcribed mRNA catabolic process, nonsense-mediated decay; positive regulation of translation. Bases 124 to 1488 code for a protein of 454 amino acids. Gene Ontology annotation, cellular component: cytoplasm; nucleolus. Lineage: Eukaryota; Metazoa; Chordata; Actinopteri; Cyprinodontiformes; Rivulidae. The transcript is spliced from 10 exons.